Calliphora vicina (urban bluebottle blowfly) is the source of this 5895-nucleotide messenger RNA. RefSeq names its product Multidrug resistance protein 5 (gene Mrp5). Gene Ontology annotation, molecular function: ABC-type transporter activity; ATP binding; ATP hydrolysis activity. The transcript has 11 exons. Gene Ontology annotation, cellular component: membrane. The record is from RefSeq and is a predicted model, not a curated record. Gene Ontology annotation, biological process: transmembrane transport. Bases 569 to 4627 code for a protein of 1352 amino acids. Lineage: Eukaryota; Metazoa; Arthropoda; Insecta; Diptera; Calliphoridae.
GGAAACACCAACAAGUUUGGCCCAUACGAGAGAAUUUUUGAUUUAAUGACCAACUCGCCAUAGUCUCUGUACAUUUGAAUUGUUUUUAAAAAUAAAAAAAUAAUUGGUAAAAACAGAACAUUAGACAGAGUCAAGUUAACACUACAAGUGUUUAGUUGUUAAAGCGGUUUGACACAAGUCACACAUGGAAUUUUCAAAUUAUUGAGUGUGACACUUUUUUUCGUUUAAUUUUUGCAAAUUGUGCGUAAAAAAUCCAUUACGAUAAAUUAUAUGUAAAUAAAAGUGUAUUUUUUUACUACACACAUAAAUAAAGAAUUCAAUAAAAAAAAAAUAAAAAAAUAGAAAAUAAAUUGCGAAAAAUUUAAUAACAUUAAUGCUAACAUGACAAAGCAGAAAAAAUACAUUAUAAAUAAUAAAGAAUUAUAAAUUUUGCUAAAACGUCUGUCGUCUACGUGUGUGAGCGAACAAGUUAAUUUUGUUGUUGUUUGAUUUUUUGCAAGAAAAGUGAAAAAAAAUCAUAAAGAUUUUAUAACGAACACCGAGUUUAACUGACAAAUAAACUGCCAAAAUGCAGUCUUUUAAAGCGGAUGAACUGCCGGAAAAUCCGCGGGAGACCUCUAAUCCAUUAUCAACAUUAAUGUUUUGUUUUGCAAUGCCAACAUUUUUUAAGGGACGCAAAAAAAUAUUGGACGAAAGUGAUCUCUAUAAAGCUUUAAAGGAACAUAAAUCUGAUUUUCUUGGACACAAACUUAGCGUAGCAUGGGAGGAAGAGUGCAACAAAAAACAAAUGAAACACAAGGAGCCCAGCCUUCUAAAGGCGGUAUUGCGAGUGUUUGGUUUACGUUUUGCUACUUUGGGUCUAGUGCUUUUUAUUUUAGAAAUUGGUUUACGUGUCACUCAACCUUUAUUUUUGGGCGGUUUAGUUUCAUACUAUGCUAAGCCCGAGAAUAAUACGAGUAGUGAUCAGAAAACUGCGUAUUUGUACGCAUUGGGUGUUAUCUUAUGCAGUGCGUUGAAUGUUUUCUUUAUGCAUCCUUACAUGUUAGGCAUACUGCAUACGGGCAUGAAAAUUCGAGUGGCCAUGUGCAGCAUGAUAUAUCGUAAGGCACUGCGUUUGAGCAAAACAGCACUGGGUAAUACGACAUCCGGUCAGGUGGUCAAUCUAAUAUCGAACGAUGUUGGUCGCUUGGACACCUCAAUGAUACACAUGCACUAUUUGUGGUUAGGACCGGUUGAGAUAGUGAUUAUAACCUAUUUAAUGUACAGAGAGAUUGGUGUGUCUUCCCUAUUCGGCGUUGCCAUUAUGAUUCUAUUCCUGCCUCUUCAAGCCUUUUUGGGUAAAAAGACUUCUGUAUUACGUCUGCGUACUGCAUUGCGUACCGAUGAGCGUGUCCGCAUGAUGAAUGAAAUCAUCUCGGGUAUACAAGUUAUAAAAAUGUAUGCUUGGGAAAUACCCUUUGGUAAAAUGGUAGAGUACGCUAGAUUUAAAGAAAUGAAUGCCAUACGUUAUGUCAAUUAUAUACGUGGCAUUUUGCAAUCCUUCAUCAUGUUCUUAACCCGCAUCUCAGUGUUUGCCAGUUUGGUGGGCUUUGUGCUUUUGGGUAAAUUGCUAACGGCCGAAAAAGCUUUUGUCAUUACAGCUUACUACAAUAUUUUGCGCAACACAAUGACCAUAUAUUUUCCCAUGGGCAUUUCGCAAUUCGCCGAAACUAUGGUUUCGUUCAAGAGAAUCCAAAAGUAUAUGAUGCAUGAGGAGACAAAAGUUCGCGAUAAAUCGCUAGAAGUUGAUAGCGAGAAUAAUAAACUACAACCCAGUGCCAUUAUCGAGGAGAAUGGUAAAGCUAUUGCCAUGAAUGGCGUAAUAAAGCCAAUGACAACCAUGGUAAAUAAUGGUGGACAUCAUAUGGAUGCUGGCGUAGUGAUAAGUAAACUAAAGGCUAAAUGGGACUCACAAUCUACAGAAUAUACAUUGGAUGGUAUAGACUUGAAAAUUAAACCACGUACCCUGGUGGCGGUUAUUGGUCCAGUGGGUUCAGGAAAAUCAAGCUUAAUUCAAGCUGUACUUGGUGAACUUCCUGCCGAAUCUGGUUCUGUUAAUGUUAACGGCACUUUGUCAUAUGCUUCCCAAGAGCCCUGGCUAUUCACAGGUACGGUGCGUCAGAAUAUUUUAUUUGGUUUGCCAAUGGAUAGGCAGCGCUAUCGCACAAUUGUCAAAAAGUGUGCACUGGAGCGUGACUUUGAACUAUUACCCUACGGUGAUAAGACAAUUGUAGGCGAACGCGGCGCUUCACUGUCUGGUGGCCAAAAAGCCCGUAUAAGCUUAGCCAGGGCUGUUUAUCGCAAAACCGAUGUCUAUCUGCUCGAUGAUCCCUUAAGCGCCGUCGACACUCAUGUGGGCCGACAUUUGUUCGAUCAAUGUAUGCGUGGUUUCUUGCGUGACGACAUUGUUCUGCUCGUUACACAUCAGUUGCAAUUUAUGGAACAAGCCGAUCUUAUUGUGAUCAUGGAUAAGGGACGCAUUAGUGCUGUGGGUACAUUUGAAUCGAUGCGCAAGAGUGGUUUAGAUUUUGCUAAACUGCUGAUGAAAGCCGAUCAGCAAGAAGACUCCAACGGCAAGGCGGCCGCUGGCGAUGCCACUGAAAACAAUAAAACGGCUUUAUCGCGUCAAAAUAGCAAAAUGCGUUCGCGUCAAAAUAGUGUCUCUUCCAUGAGUUCAGCGGCAGAUUCUGCGCCUGGUGACUCGCCCAUGCAAGUACAAGAAAACCGUGAAGGAGGUAAAAUUGGUAUGAAACUGUAUAAGAAAUAUUUUGGUGCCAGUGGUGGUUAUUUCUUAUUUGCUCUGAUGGCUUUCUUCUGUGUUGGUGCCCAGGUUUUAGCAUCCGGUGGUGAUUAUUUCUUGUCAUAUUGGGUAAACAAGAAUGGACAAGCUGAUAUUCAAGUAACUGAUGCAUAUCGACGUCCUGAAGCCCGUUUGGACAGUAAUACCGAUCCCGUUGAUUUAUAUAUUUUUACGGCGCUCAAUGUCUCCAUUAUUUUCUUCGCCUUGACACGUUCUCUACUCUUCUUUAAUUUAGCCAAAAAAUCGUCCAUAAAUUUACACAACGCUAUGUUUAAAGGAGUAACCAGAGCCUCCAUGUAUUUCUUUAAUACCAAUCCUUCGGGACGUAUACUAAAUCGUUUCUCAAAAGACUUGGGCCAAGUUGAUGAAAUUUUGCCAGGUGUCAUGAUGGAUGUAAUACAAAUCUUUUUGGCUUUGCUUGGUAUAGUGGUGGUAUUGUGUUUGGUUAAUCCUUGGUAUUUAUUGGCCACUGCAUUGCUGGCCAUUAUAUUCUACUUUUUGCGAUCAUUCUAUUUGAAUACAUCUAGAGAUGUAAAACGUCUUGAGGCUAUAACCCGUUCUCCCAUUUACUCUCAUUUGGGUGCUUCCCUAAAUGGUCUUUCUACCAUACGCGCUUUCGGCGCCCAAAAAGUAUUGAUAGCCGAAUUUGAUAACUAUCAGGAUAUGCACAGUUCGGGUUAUUUUAUGUUUUUGGCUACAAGUCGAGCCUUUGGCUAUUGGCUUGAUUGCUGUUGUGUUCUCUAUAUUGCCAUUAUCACUUUAAGUUUUUUCCUUUUCUCACCGGAAAAUGGCGGUGAUGUUGGUUUGGCCAUCACCCAGGCCAUGGGUAUGACCGGUAUGGUACAAUGGGGCAUGCGACAAUCAGCCGAAUUGGAAAACACCAUGACUUGUGUAGAACGUGUUGUAGAAUAUGAAGAUUUAGAGGCAGAAGGUGAAAUGGAAUCACCACCGAAUAAAAAACCACCAAAAUCUUGGCCAGAGGAUGGUCAAAUUAUUUUCGACAAUUUAAGUUUACGUUACUUCCCAGAUCCCAAAUCAGAGUGUGUUUUGAAAGCUCUUAAUAUAUCUAUCAAAGCCAAAGAAAAAGUUGGUAUUGUUGGACGUACCGGUGCUGGAAAAUCGUCAUUGAUUAAUGCCCUCUUUAGACUUUCCUAUAACGAUGGCUCGGUGAUAAUCGAUAAACGUGAUACUAAUGAUAUGGGCCUUCAUGAUUUGCGCAGUAAAAUUUCUAUUAUACCUCAAGAGCCCGUAUUGUUCUCGGGUACUAUGCGUUAUAAUUUAGAUCCAUUCGAGGAAUAUUCCGAUGCAAAAUUGUGGGAAUCAUUAGAUGAGGUCAAACUAAAAGACGUUGUUUCCGAAUUACCUUGUGGUUUACAAAGUAAAAUAUCUGAAGGUGGCAGUAAUUUCUCCGUGGGACAAAGACAGCUGGUAUGUUUAGCACGCGCUAUAUUACGUGAAAAUCGGAUAUUAGUUAUGGAUGAAGCCACUGCCAAUGUUGAUCCACAAACAGAUGCUUUAAUUCAAAACACCAUACGAAAUAAAUUCCGACAAUGUACAGUUCUCACAAUAGCUCAUCGUUUGCACACCGUCAUGGAUUCCGAUAAAGUUUUAGUGAUGGAUGCCGGUCGUGCUGUCGAAUUUGGUUCACCAUUUGAAUUGUUGACACAAAGUAAAUCAAAUAUAUUUUAUGGAAUGGUGAAGCAAACGGGAAAUACAACAUUUGAUAGUUUAUUGAAAGUAGCACAAAAGGCUCAUGAGGAUAAUUUAAAGGCGAAAAAAGAUUCUUGACAUUUCGUAACGGUACCUAAAGUAUUUAAAGAGUAUAUAUUAAAAAUAUUAGAACCAAUAACAAAUCAUCCAGCAAAUGCUAGAAUACAAAAGACAUUAUUUUUUGAUAAUAAUGCAAUAUCAACAACCACAUCAUCUAUGACAACAAUAACAAAACCAAAAUUUUUAGGCUAAUAUAUUGAGAGAAUUUAAUCAAAUAAAUUGGAGAUUCGGCUGGGCCGAAUUUUAUAUAUACUCCAUCAUAAUUUUGAAAAAUUGAACGCAUAUAAUCGGUUUUUCUAAAAAUAAAUUUAGCCACAUUAUUUUGCUUAAAAAUAAGACUAUUGCAAAACAACUAUUACAAAAUUUAAUAAAGAUUUUUUUUAAUUUUCAAUUGAAGUUCAUUGUCAAAUCAAUUAUUUUUUAAAACUGUUUAACAGCAUCACUAAGCAGAAAGUCAAUUUCAACCAUAAAUAUAUUAAAAACUAUAUCCGAAUUUAUAUUUUAAUUAUAUGUAAAUAAUUCAUUAAAUUUGAAAAUAAUUCAAUGUUGAUGGAGGAUAUAAAUAAACAUAUACAUAAACCAAUAUCAAAAUAAUUAAAUAUCAAAGUAAACAGAACAAAAACUUUAAAGUCUAUGUACAACUGUAAUUUGAAAAUUAAAAUAAGUAGACAAAUGUGUAAAAAACAAAUAACUAAAUUGAUUUUUAUUUAAAGAAUUAAAAAAAAGAAAAACGUUUGAUUUUUUGUAAUGUAAAGAACAAUUAUUGUAUAUGUAUCAGUAAAUAACAAUUAACAAAAUGCUUUUUAAAAAAAUAAAAACUUUUAUAAGACAAUAAAUUAAAACAAACUACAAAAUGUAGAGAUAAAUGUGAAAAUAAAGUAACUAUAAAUAUAAAUAAAUUAAUAUUAAGAUUCUUAAUUUUUUAUACUAAAUUGUAUUAUGCAAUAAAUGUGUGUAAAUAGUAGUUGGUCCUCAAAGGAUUUUAGUCUAAAAAACACAAUCUGAUAAACAAAAAAUCACAAAAUGUUAAGAAUUUAAUUAAAACAAAGUACAUACUCACUCAAUUAAUUAAACAAACAAAUAUGUGUUCCAGUGAAAACGACAAUAUUUUACAUUUGUUGGCAUUUUCUAUUAUUGUUUCUUUAUACAUACAUACAUACAUAUGUAAUAACUAUAUUUUUAUUAUUAUAAUUUGUAAUAAAUUUUAUUAUUUUGUAUUUAUUUUAACACGGUAAAUAUUUAUAAUUAAGUCAAACGAUGAAAUAAAAAUCAUAUACAAAAAAUAA